Magnolia sinica is the source of this 1440-nucleotide messenger RNA. RefSeq lists its product as uncharacterized. The coding region runs from base 106 to 996 and encodes 296 amino acids. NCBI's taxonomy places the organism in Eukaryota, Viridiplantae, Streptophyta, Magnoliopsida, Magnoliales, Magnoliaceae. The record is from RefSeq and is a predicted model, not a curated record. The transcript is spliced from 3 exons.
GGCGUUUCUCCUCUCUCUCUCUCUCUCUCUAACUCCCCUUACAAAAACGUUUUUUUCUUUUUUUUUUUCUUUUUCUUUUUUGUUUUGUUUGAAGAGGAGUAAGAAAUGGGAUCUGAAGCGAGUUCAUCUCCAUCAGGAAAACGAAGUAGAGAUCCGGAAGAUGAAAUCUAUCUCGACAAUCUUCACUCCCACAAACGGUAUCUGAGCGAGAUAAUGGCGUCGAGUUUGAAUGGAUUGACGGUUGGCGAUUCAAUGUCUGAAAAUCUGAUGGAGUCCCCAGCAAGAUCAGAAGGCAUGAAUUAUUACCCCAGGGACGAGAUCUCAUCACAGUACUCACCAAUGUCAGAAGAUUCAGAUGAUUCUCGAUACUGUGACAACCCGCUAAACACUUCCAUGGCCCAACCUGACAGCCUCAGUACUUUCAUCGGUCCGGUUUCACCUCACAGGCAUCAGAGACUGCUUGCCGGGUACUCUUCACCGCCGCCUACCCAUUCAUACCCUUCAUUCGGCUGCACUCCAACUUCAACGGCUUGUUCUCAGCCUCGCCAACGCGGUUCAGACUCAGAAGGCCGUUUCCCAUCAUCGCCCAGCGACAUAUGCCACUCGGCCGACCUGAGGCGAGCUGCACUCCUGCGUUCAGUGCAGAUGAGAGUGCAGCCACAUGGCCCGCCAGCCUAUGAAUUGCCAUACAGUUCGGAGCAAGAGACCAUGCAGAAUAUAGACCACGCUGAAGAUCCUCCCUGCCCAUACGUGAAACCUUUAGUUGAUGAGAGGGACUACCAGAGCUCGCGGCAGGUUCCAAGCAUGCUCCUUGACGAGUGUUCCACAAUGGGCCUGUCAGAAUCUGGGGCCCGGCGUGAAAAAUGUUACAGGAUGAUGAAUUUCAAUCUUAAAGGGGAGGAAUCCGGGGAAGACGUUUUUGGAGGAAAUGGGCCGGGAAGAAUGAGUCUAGUGUCCUCUAGGAGAUCUGUGCUGCGAGGGAGUGCUUCGAAAUAACCGAGCAAAUGCUUCCUCAAAGAUGGCGACAGUUCUUCGCAGGACUGAUGUAUGUCAAACAAUGCCAAAUUCCAAAAAAAUGUUUUAUAGGCAGAAGAAGAAUGCUAAUCCCAAACACCCAUCGUCAAGUGCCAAACAUAAACAGAACACAUGCCGGCAUGGCCCAUUUGCGGGCGCCAUCCGGGAUGUUAACUGAAUGUUCCAAAUUUUAAUUGCAAUGCACAUCGUGGGGACCACUUUUUGAACGGCCUGGAUCUCAUUUGGGAUGCAUUUUGUCCUUCAGCACUGGAAGAUGGGUUUAGCAUUCUUCGCAUCCUGUAUUUUAUAAAGGGUCGGCGUACGUGUUCAUUCCUAAUGUGUAAAGGUUGUGAUUUUGUAGCAUUUGGAGUGAAAAUAUCGUAGAUCUUUGUGAAAGCUGUUUGUGGAAUCAUUUUGAGGACCCCA